CAUUUUUCUAAUACCGACUACGGGCAUAAAUCUCUCCCUUGCCAAGACCGGUAACGAUCAGAGGUGCGCUUUAAACGGCUGUACAAUGUAAUGUAAACAAAGUUUUGAACUUUCAAGAAGCAUUUAUUCGAAAACAAUGGAUUUACGAAUGUUCUUGGUCGUUCUAGGUUUAGUUGCUAGGACAUUUGGAAUAUCGGAUCUAGAAUUCGCAAAGGAAUAUAAUAGUAAGGAAGGGAGUGUUCGAAGAAAACCGGAACUCAGGCUGGACGAGGCAUGGCUGACGAUCAACUCUAGCGUUAACUUUAACAUCCUGUUGUUCUCUCUAAAUGAUCAGUGCUGGAAGUGUGAUCCAGUUUUUGUUGACAUCAUCCCAAGGUAUAGUAUUUACACGCUAAAAGUAAACACGACAUUUGGGACGACUAUUUACCUCAAAGAGAACGAUCUUACGGGGACACUUGAUGAAACAUUCUGCACAUUCCACAAGAAAUUCACAGAAUCUGGCGACUACUGGGUGUUUGUUUCAAACCAAGAAUUCAUCCACCAUGAUUGCAAGCUUCUACAAACGAAUGACCCACUUCCGGCGGAAAUGCCUAUUGUGUAUGUGUUUGGCGGACUACUCAUUAUAUGGGUCAUCGGAGAUAUGGUGGUCAGACUGGACAGAAAAUACAACAAAUCCCAGUCUGUGAACAUCACGGACCCGGAGAACGCUCCAAGGAAUCUACGCAUGAAGAGUCUUCGACCUACACAGAACGGGUUUUCAGAUAUCAGCGAAGACAGUGGAACUGCGAAUGACAGGAACAACUCUCCACAACAGUAUUCUACCCACAACAAGCGAGAAAGGCUGAAAUCACUUGAUACUUUCAGAGGGUUGAGUCUGAUGAUCAUGGUUUUCGUUAAUUACGGAGGCGGGGGCUACUGGUUCUUUGAUCAUCCUCCCUGGAAUGGCCUGACUGUCGCCGACCUCGUGUUUCCAUGGUUCAUCUUUAUCAUGGGCACGGCAAUGAACUACUCGUUUCGUGGGAUGAUGAAGCGAGGUACUCCCAGAUAUAGGAUGCUGUAUAAGGUCCUGAGACGGGCCAUUCUUCUAUUCUUUAUUGGGAUUGUCCUCAACACCAACUGGGGACCUGUGAAUCUGAAGACGAUCCGUAUACCCGGCGUGUUACAGAGGUUCAGUCUGACCUACCUGGUCCUGGGUCUGUUUGAGGUCUGUUUUUCUCGGUAUGACACACCGGAAAAAUAUCAGGGCAGAUGCUGGUCUUCAUUCAGAGACAUCCUGCUGUUCUUACCUCAGUGGUUUCUGGCCCUGGGGAUCUUAGCAGCGUAUGUCUGCCUGACAUUUCUCCUACCCAUAGGGCCCUGUCCCACUGGAUAUAUCGGGCCCGGCGGACUACACGACUCCGGUAAAUACUACAACUGUACAGCAGGGGCUGCGGCUUACAUUGACAUCAUGGUGCUGGGCAAGAACCACAUAUACGGCAAACCUACGCCUCACAUCAUCUAUCAAACUACCACUCCGCAUGACCCAGAGGGAAUUCUGGGAACUCUGUCGUCCAUAUUUCUGUGCUUUUUAGGAUUACAGAGCGGGCGAAUUUUGAUUUAUUACCUCGGUCAUGCCAGUCGAGUUGUAAGAUGGCUCAUAUUGGCAAUCAUAACGGGUGGUAUUGGAGGUACUUUGUGCAAGUUUUCCAUAAAUGAUGGUUGGAUUCCUUUAAACAAGAAUCUAUGGUCUGUGUCAUUUAUCAUGGUAACUGCUUGUUUCGCCUUCAUCUUACUUACCAUAUUGUAUCUAAUCAUUGACGUUGCCAAGAUUUGGAACGGGACACCAUUCAUAUUUCCAGGGAUGAAUUCCCUGGUAGUGUACGUCUGUCACGAUGUUUUCUAUCGGUUCUUUCCCGUGAAUUGGUACAUGGAGAACCCAAUGCACUGGCACCUGCUGCUGAAGGCUGUUUGGGACACAGCUAUCUGGGUUGUGUUGGCCUACAUCCUCUACAGAAAGAGGAUCUUCAUUGCAUUAUAGAUAUCAUAUUAUUCUAUGUUUUUGAACAACGUGAACAGUUCCCAAACAUUAAGACUAUCAUGAACAUUAUUGGAUGAAUGUUCAAGAAAAUCUGAAAAAAUUUUACAUGGUGCUUUUUAUUAUUUACUUUCUAAUCUAUUCGUUUAUUGAUUGUUGUUUAGUUUGUAAUUAUUUAAUAAUUUUCAAACUUUUCUUGCCAUGAUAUUAACAAUUGAAACAUUUUGUUUAACAUUAGAAAUAGAGAGACACAUAUCAAUUUUAAUGAUUGCAUUUUUUCAAUAUCUACAUUUAUAUGUAUUUUUAUAUAAAAAAAAUGUAAUAUUG
Molecule: messenger RNA, 2341 nt
Organism: Magallana angulata
Lineage: Eukaryota; Metazoa; Mollusca; Bivalvia; Ostreida; Ostreidae
Product: heparan-alpha-glucosaminide N-acetyltransferase-like
Exons: 17
Coding region: 137-2017 (626 amino acids)
Source: RefSeq, a predicted model, not a curated record